AUGUUCACCUCCUUUAAGGUAAUGAACCCACUAGACGCAAUUUGCGACAAAAAACGUAACGAUGCUGUUUGUGUCAGCAAUUUGAAGUCAGCGAAACCCAUCGCCAAAGAGAUCCUGCAGGAACGACCGGACGUCAAGAUCUUCUUGCCGUUCAGAUUUCAUUUUUACAAGCCCAAGGAACUUUUCAAAGAAAAUACCUACAGAAAUUACUUAGUUGCUCCUGGCGGUGACCACGUCCUCAGUUUAGUAGAUGAGAUCUCUUACCAAGCUGCCCCAGCGCCACCACUCUCUCAAAUGCACGAGCUCUCACCAGAACUAUUCUGCAACGGGGACAAUAGGCCGGAAAACUGCGCAGUCGACUGCAGGUGUACACACAUGAUUGACGUUCCAUUAAACUCCAUUGUAGAAAUCGUCUUGGUGGAUGAAGUUCAAUCGCCUAAUCUUUCUCACCCCUUCCACCUCCACGGGACAUCCUACUCCGUGAUCGGCAUGGGACGGUCACCAGAUAAGAAUAUCAAGAAAAUCAACCUGAAGCACGCCCUAGAUCUAGACAGGAAAGGAUUAUUGCACAGGCAGUACGACUUGCCGCCUUUGAAAGACACACUGGCCGUGCCUAAUAACGGAUAUGUCGUUUUACGAUUGAAAGCUGAUAAUCCAGGAUACUGGCUCUUCCACUGUCAUUUCAUCUACCACAUAGUCAUCGGAAUGAAUCUAAUUCUACACAUCGGUACGCAGGCAGAUCUACCACCGGUACCACCGAACUUCCCAAGAUGUGGCCACCAUCUACCAUCUAUAACGCCACCGUAUUAUCCAAUAGUUCACUAA
This is a messenger RNA of Leptosia nina, 825 nucleotides long. NCBI's taxonomy places the organism in Eukaryota, Metazoa, Arthropoda, Insecta, Lepidoptera, Pieridae. The record is from the annotation of a GenBank genome assembly.